Hibiscus syriacus is the source of this 615-nucleotide messenger RNA. Its product is annotated as GTPase Der-like. The transcript is spliced from 3 exons. NCBI's taxonomy places the organism in Eukaryota, Viridiplantae, Streptophyta, Magnoliopsida, Malvales, Malvaceae. Bases 30 to 512 code for a protein of 160 amino acids. The record is from RefSeq and is a predicted model, not a curated record.
AAGAAAUUCCGUGUAAUAUAAAAAAAAUAAUGGAAGUUGUUCCUCAAGAAAUUCAGAUGGUUAUACCCCAGAUAACUGGGAUACCAGUUGUGUUCAUCUCAGCAAUAGACGGAAAAGGGCGUGCUGCUGUUAUGUCCCAAGUCAUCGAUACGUACGAGAAGUGGUGUUUAAGGUUGUCCACUGCACGUCUUAACCGUUGGUUGCGCAAGUUUACGGGCCGGCAUUCUUGGAAAGACCACGGUGCUCAAACCAAGAUCAAGUACUUCACUCAAGUGAAAGCCAGGCCUCCAACUUUCGUCGCCUUCGUGAAUUGGAACACCAAACUUUCCGAUACAUAUGUAAGGUUUCUAACCAAAUCUUUGAAGGAGGAUUUUGACAUGGGCGGAAUUCCAAUCCGAUUCAUGCAGCGUUCUGUUCCGAGAAUGUCCGGAGGGAAUAGCAGUAAGAGCAGCCAAUCUGCCGGUAAAACGGUUGAACGCACACCAUCGGACAAAAGAAGUGUCCUUGUUUAGGCAUGGCGCUGGCAGUUAAUUUCUUUAUAGGAGGAAACAGGUAGGCUGAAAUUGGAAAAGGAUAGAUUUGUCCUUUUAAAUUAGAAGGAAAGUUUUAUUUGUU